Salvia hispanica is the source of this 2190-nucleotide messenger RNA. RefSeq names its product transcription factor bHLH74-like. Gene Ontology annotation, cellular component: nucleus. NCBI's taxonomy places the organism in Eukaryota, Viridiplantae, Streptophyta, Magnoliopsida, Lamiales, Lamiaceae. Gene Ontology annotation, molecular function: protein dimerization activity; DNA-binding transcription factor activity. The record is from RefSeq and is a predicted model, not a curated record. Gene Ontology annotation, biological process: regulation of DNA-templated transcription.
UUGCUGUUUCUACAAGUACCCAGUUGGUGAAAUUGCUCCUUUUUCUUGUGUGACUUAAGCAAGCAUAUGAUGCUGUUGACAGCAAUCAUAAGCGCAGUAUAAAAAUGUACUGCCUCUUUACCUCUGCCCACAAACUGUUUGUUUAUAUGUCAAAGUGGAAUUCCCUGCUUUUCCCUACUCAAUUUUAGCUGCGACAUUUGAGAAUAUCACAAAAGGCUCCUUGCAAUUUAGCUUUUCUUGGAUUCUUGUGGGGUUCUUCACUUCCUCUCGGUCAAAUCUUCAGCAAUAUAUUACUAUUAGUUUACUCACCUUAAUUCAGACUUAACCAUUUCUGCAGAUUCAGUUUAUUUGUUUUGUAAAUUCUUGUGAGGGAAAAGAGGAAAGGGAAUCUGCUUUUCCCCCAAUAGUUUGUGAGCUGUUACUUAGCCAAUGCCCACUGUCUUCCUUUAACCUCUGAAAGAUUCAUUCUUUUUCAGCUUAGAGUAGUUCUUGAUCUCGAAAGAAGAGUAAUAUAGAUGGAUAGAUAGAGAGAGAUGGUGAAGUGCUGAUAUUCUGCCUGCUACAUUUGAUUUCAACUUUUUUUUUUCCUCUGUGAAUUGGAUGCUGCAAUUAGGUAUUGCUUUUGCUUUCUUUAUCUCAACACUCAGUGCUGUAAAGCUGCAAAGUUCAUUUGUGCCUUGCAAGACAUUUUACCACCCAUUCUUGGUUAAUUAAAACCCUAUUUCACCUAAAUUGAAACUGCAAUUCUUGAAUUUGGGGUGUUCCAAAUUCUGGGCUUCUCUCUAAUUUAUUGUUUGAUUGAUAAUGGGGUCUGAGGGGAGUGGGGGUAGAGUGUUCCAACACAGAGGUGGUGGUAGUAGGGAUAUGAAUUCAGGAAUAGGGGGCACAAAUUCAGCUUCUGACAAAGUUUCAGGAGUGACAAUGUGUUCAGAAUCCAUGUUCUAUGGCUCUAAUUGGGAUCCAAUUGUGUCGUUGGGUCAAAGUGGGGAUUUUGGGAAUUCCAACAUUGUUUCUCAGAGUGAGUUUGCCAAUAAUCCACUCAUGUUGGAGAAUCAGACAAUGUGUGGCUCUUUGGCUCAGUUCCCCUCUGAUUCUGGUCUUGUUGAUUUGGUGCCGAGAAUCCCCGGUUUCGGGAGUGGCAGCUUCUCUGAGAUGGCCACUUCCUUCGGCCAUAACUCCGAUUCGCCAAAUUUCAAUAAGGGGGUUUCGCAAGAUCAUUGCCCGAAUUCGGAUGGUGGGAUGUUGGGAGCUUCACCUUACGGGAAGAGGAAGAGGGAGGUGCAGCAACGAGCUUCACCAAAGAGUGGUGAAGAAGAACAGCACAAGGAUCCCUCUGGGGAUACAUCUAAAGAAGAUGAUGAAAUGAAACAGAAGUUCGAGAAAGGUAUUGGUCGCGGUAAGCAAGCUGUGAAGCAAGCCAAGGAUGAUCAGAGUGGUGCAGAGCCAUCUAAAGAUGAUUACAUUCAUGUGAGAGCCAAAAGGGGACAGGCAACAAACAGUCACAGCCUUGCAGAAAGGGUGAGAAGAGAGAAGAUUAGUGAGAGAAUGAGAUUGCUUCAGGAACUGGUUCCUGGCUGCAAUAAGAUUACUGGGAAAGCGAUGAUGCUUGAUGAGAUUAUCAACUAUGUGCAAUCACUCCAACAACAAGUUGAGUUUUUAUCGAUGAAGCUUGCUACCGUGAAUCCAGAGCUCAACAUGGACAUAGACAGGAUUUUGUCCAAAGAUAUUCUUCACUUGCGUGGCGGAAAUACCACCCCGCUCGGAGUUAAUCCAGGGCUGAGUCCGUCCUUCCCGUUCCCUCCAUAUCCCCAAGGAGCCUUCAACAAUGCCCCGGGCACAGGUCCACCAUUUCAUUCGUUACCCCAGCAUAUAUGGAACACUGAGCUCCAAGGUCUUCUCCAAAUGGGAUUCGAUCCCGAUCCAUCUGGCAGCAUGGGGCCAAAUGGGUCGUCGAAAAUGGAGCUAUAGAGGUGAGGGCCUAACCAUACAUUCGAGAAUUUGGAAGUUGAGGCUAUAAAAAUGUUGAAGGUUCAUUUUUUAUUUUAUUUUUUGUUCAAGUGUUGUAUAGGUUCUAACUUUUGGUUCUUCGAAUUUUAACAGAAGAAAAUGACUGUUUAGAUUUACAAAACAAUGUAUAUUCAGAGUUGGAAUUUAAUUGGUGAAGAUGAUUGGCUUUUUUUGUUGGUUGUA